Molecule: messenger RNA, 807 nt
Organism: Durusdinium trenchii
Lineage: Eukaryota; Dinophyceae; Suessiales; Symbiodiniaceae
Source: the annotation of a GenBank genome assembly
AUGGUUUCAGGACAAGAUGGAUGCUUGGAAAGGCAGCCUUUUGGACGAGUAACAAAAUCUCCGAAUGGUCUUGCAGUGAGUGCCAGAUGCUCUCGAAGUGUGCAGUCAAAGUGGUGUCCAAUGUGGAGCACAUCCACGUGCACAGCAAAAUUGGGAGAGUUCUUUUUGUGCGCCCCAGGUUCACAAAUCGGCGCUUUGCAGUGCUUGUUUUACACGAACUCAUCAAAUUCAUGGGCAGUUUGGGACCCUUCUGACCUUGUGGAAUGCCCCACAUCCUUUCCAACGAUGGUCUCGAGCGGGGAUGGGUCUUUGUCAUCUUUGUUACAGCUGAAGAUGGAACCAGCAGAUCUCUCAAUGAGCUGCACGGAGGUCCUCAAUGGUGGUCAAGACCGCUGGUUGGUGGAACCUACCAGCAGUGACGCAGAAGACUUUCGCUUGAGGAACAGCGCUCCUGUUCACCCUUAUGACGAUACCAUGUGCAUGAGCAUGGCGGACGAUGCUUCCCUAAGUAUGUCCAAGUGCGAGGCCAAAGAUGAGAGGCAGAUCUUCACUGCCUCCGGUCUCCGUCACAACCUGCGCCAGUCCCUCAACCACUUCAAGAAAUCCACAGGCACUUUGCAAGCGGCGGACGGCAAGCAGCCUCUAGUCGACGCAGCAUUUACCAGAGAUUGUGGGAGUUACGCCUUGUCAAACUUGAGCUUCUCCGAUAACAAGUCCAAGAUGGAGGGCUGUGGGGUCUCAUCCGCUAUGCAGGAGAAGCAUCACGCGGCAGGGUUUGCAGAGCUAGGCGGUACCCAAAGUAAGUGA